AUGAGCGGAAGAAAAUCCCAUGUCGGCAAUCCCUCGCUCUACGAGGACGGCGACCAGCGGAAUUAUUCCCAGGCGGAGAUUGAAGCCGCUCGGAGGAACAGGGAGCAUCCACCGGCUUCCAGUGGAAGAGGAAGUGCUCAUAGCAAAGAGCAGCAGGCUAGAAGAGGGAGCAAAUCACCUACUGAUGAAGAGUUAGCCAAGAAAGACCCAUUGGCACCGGCGACCUUCCACGGAAACAAACCAUCUCGAGGGGCACAGGUUGAUGCUGAACUCAAAAGGGACGAUGAAGAAAGGCUUCGAGAAAAAGGGCUAAAAUGA
Messenger RNA from Uncinocarpus reesii 1704, 318 nucleotides. RefSeq lists its product as uncharacterized. The transcript is spliced from 2 exons. NCBI's taxonomy places the organism in Eukaryota, Fungi, Ascomycota, Eurotiomycetes, Onygenales, Onygenaceae. Bases 1 to 318 code for a protein of 105 amino acids. The record is from RefSeq and is a predicted model, not a curated record.